UGCGAGUCAAUCGCACAUCUGCUCCUGACAAGAAUUGAGAUUUUUAAUAAAAAGUGUAAAUAUUUUACAAAUUUGUUUCCAAUUAUUUAUAUUAAGUCAAAACAACUUGGUUGCAUCAACCUGAACAUUCGUCACCUGUUUACACAUUGUCUACGAUUUAAAAACCUCAUGGAGCCCCAGGGGGAAAUAAGUGUGAUGGAUAGGGCAAUGAAUAAUCCAAUUAUUUUGAAACAAAUAUUUAAACAGGACUCCACCCCACUGAAAAAUUGUCGACUUGUUUGUAAAUUUUGGAAUGAGAUGGUCCUCUCCCUUCCAAAUACGAGACUUGCAUUAAAUCUGAACUACAUUGAAGACGUCGAUGACCACAACGCCGUUAAAUUUUUCGAAUUGUGCUACACAUUAGAUGCCCGACUUUCGAAACGGAUUAACGCUCCAUUUUUCUCAGAUGAUGACAUGGACCCCGCCCACUGGAUUGAUACCUUCGGCUACAGGCUUACCCAUAUUUGCGACAAGUUUAGCGACAUUGUGCAAAUUUUGGAGAUUUCCCUCGAGUAUGAACCCUGUUUACAAUCUGUCUACCAAGUUUUGAAAAAUUGCUGUCCCAAUUUGAAAAAGUUACGAAUUAAUUUCGAGGACAACGAGUAUGAACCAGAUUUAGGUAUCGAAAUUCUGCCAGGGCCGCUCCUACGAAGACCAAAUUUGACAUUACUCAAGGUCACUUGUGAAGUCCAGGUGACCCCGUCGCUCACCAGCCUUCUUCAACUGAUUGUCAAUGCCUCGCCAAAUUUAAGAAAGGCCACCAUUCCAUGGGGAUUCUAUCCAAAUUUUGCAAAUUCUAAACGUCUUGACUCCUUAAGGGUCGAAUUGGACUUCCCUUGGCCAAUAGAAUACGCUAUGGAAGAUUUUAAGCCUGUGGAACUCUCACGUUUGUUGAAGAAAGUUGGUGACCAACUAGUCAACCUUACCUUUUCUCGUCCCGGCAAUUAUUUAAUGCCACCAUGCGACAAGGCAUACAAUUUUAAGAACUCGAGCAAAACCAGAUUCAAGUUACCGAGAACGAUGUCGAAAUUGCAAAAGUUUGAAAACGAGAUGGUCGACAUAUUUCAGCAUCAGCGUCUGGAUAUCGAAAGACUGCCCGCUCUGAAAACGCUUAGAAUUGGAAAGAUAUUGGAAAAGUCGAGACGUGUGGACAAACUUUUGGAAAAUCUGUAUAAAGCGGAAAAGGUUUUCACAAGCGUGGAAAAUUUGGCGAUUCUCGAGAUACAGGAUCCCAAACUUCUUGACGGAUUGAAGACGGCGUUUCCCAACUUGAAGAGGUUGGAGUUGGAUACACGUUGCAAAAAAUAUUUCAAGGGGGAGUUGGGCGAGAUGCUCAAUACGUGCAAGGGUUUGGAGGGACUGAAAUAUUUGCAUUUGAUGGUGUCUACUUUUUCAGAACCAAGGCUGAAUAUUAUUCUGACUUUGUUGGACAGCGCGGAGUUGUAUAAAGAGCUGAAAGUUUUUGAAAUUUUGAUAUUCCGGGGGACCGUGAGAGGGGAUUUAACAGAGGAGGAGAUGGACUUAUUCAAGAAACUGCUCGUCGCGAUGAAUGGGAUGGAUAGGGUCACCAUUCACAAUUUUCAUGUUGGUGAAGAAUCUCGGAAAAAGAUAUUGGAUUUCAUGGUAUCUAACACAAUGUCAGUGUCCAAGUUUGAGCUGUUUCGAGGGGGAUAGAGUAACGAUUAGUUGCAAAUUCGAAUUUUUACUAAGAUUUUAAUAGCCAACGACUUUGGUGAUAGCAUUUAUGAAUCACCUCUAGCAGCAAGCUUUUACAUAACUUUGUUAAUUUUAAAUGAUGAAAGAUUUGUCUCCGCUAGAAAAUGCGGUUUUUCUAAUAAAAAUGCGUUUAUGUAUUAAUAAACAU
Molecule: messenger RNA, 1903 nt
Organism: Folsomia candida
Lineage: Eukaryota; Metazoa; Arthropoda; Collembola; Entomobryomorpha; Isotomidae
Exons: 5
Coding region: 169-1713 (514 amino acids)
Source: RefSeq, a predicted model, not a curated record